CCUGUUACCGUAGUAGUAGAUAGCGGGAAAUGCAAAAAUGGCAGAGUCCAAAAACAGAAGUUUUUGUUGUGUCCCGGGUUGUUCAUGUUGUAACCAAAAACAACCAUACCUCUCAUUUCACUCAUUUCCAUCUGACCAAGCAACAAGAAAUUUGUGGAUUCAUGCUGUAAGAAGAGAAGAAGGGCCGAAUUUCUCUGUGAGGAAAGGCAACACUUACGUCUGUAGCAGACACUUUGCCAAGGAGGAUUACUUCGGUGGAACAACCAUCAGUCGCCUUAAAAGUGGUGUUGUCCCAAGCCUGUUCCCUUGGAACAAUUUUACAGCACCACUCAAAAGGGAGUCUGUAUUUGAAAGGGUGAACAAACGUCAGCUGGUCCCCUCCCAGGCGGAUGACAACAGUGCAGCUUCUAAGGCUAUUAAAAUGGAUCACGAUUAUGUGACACACCCACCCGCAGGAGCACUGGAUGAGGCCCUGGGUUACAUUGAAGAUUUGGAAGCCAGACUGAAGAGAGUAGACCUGCCAUCUCCCACCCUCUUCAGCAGAUAUUGUGCAUCAGAUGACCAAAUCAGAUUCUACACUAAAUUUCCAUCUGAGGGUUUAUUUAGAAUCUUUUGGGAGUCUAUCGCACCAUCUGCCUCUCGACUGGUGUACUGGACCAAGGCAAAGAGGAUCGGGGAUGAAGCCUGUCCUGAACCCAGCCCACCUCGCAUCAUGCCAUUAAUUGAUGAGUUUUUGAUGUACUCUUUCCGGGUUGCUGUGGGCAUGAAAGAGCAGCUAAUUGCUGACAUGUUUAAUGUGAGCAUUGCCACUGUCAGCAGGGUUACCAUCACCUGGGCUAAUUAUCUUUUUAUCGUGUUGUCCUCAGUCAAAAUCUGGAUCAAAAGGGAAAAGGUCAAAUUAAGUAUGCCACCGAAAUUCCAGAAAUACUGUCCUAAUGUCAGGGUCAUUCUGGAUUGCACAGAAAUUGCUCUGGAGAACGCCUCAUCCUUGACCUUGCAGUCAGAAACCUUUUCCAACUACAAGAACAGAACAACACUGAAAGGCCUCAUCGGAGUAGCUCCCUGUGGUUUGAUUACAUUCAUCUCACCUCUUUACACUGGCUGCAUUUCAGACAAGGAGAUCACCAAAAUUUGUGGAAUCCUUCCCAUACUGGAGCCAGGGGACGAUGUUAUGGCAGAUAAGGGCUUUCUUAUUGAAGACCUCCUUGCUGAAGUUGGAGCAAAGCUGAUCAUUCCACCUUUUAAGCAUUCAGCACAAUUCAGCAAGGAAGAAACAGCACAAACCCAAGCCAUUGCCCGCCUCAGGAUUAUAGUGGAGAGGGCGAUAGCCAGAGUGAAGUCCUUCCACAUCUGGGACUCCCCUGUACCACUUACACUGAUUGGAAGCGUGAAUCAGAUGUGGCUCAACUGUUGUGUCCUGUCCAAUUAUCAGGGACCUUUUUGUCUUGAGGAAUAA
Messenger RNA from Megalobrama amblycephala (Wuchang bream), 1456 nucleotides. RefSeq lists its product as uncharacterized. The transcript has 2 exons. Bases 38 to 1456 code for a protein of 472 amino acids. NCBI's taxonomy places the organism in Eukaryota, Metazoa, Chordata, Actinopteri, Cypriniformes, Xenocyprididae. The record is from RefSeq and is a predicted model, not a curated record.